CGGCCGCCAUUGUAUUUUUUUCCUCCUGCCAUUCACGAAAAUCACACCGCCAAUCACAAACACCCCCAACGACAAAGUGAAAAAAAAGCCCCGCCAUGAUGGGAAAAAAAGCCCCGCCAAUCAUUAGGAAAAAUCCUGUAUAACGGAAUUAAUGCAGCGCAAAACGACGAGUACCUGAGCCACAACCUUUCUCUUCCGCUUUUUCUAUCAGUAUGCCAUUCAUCCGUGCAAAGUUAAGAGAAUCAAAGGUCAAAAAAUCGCAACGACCAAGCUACGAUGCUACAAAAUGUAAACACUAUGUGUUGCGAGUUCUCGGGGAGCUAGUAAAGACGAACAUAUACGAGCAUCUUAAGAAGCAUCAGCAACAACCACACGAAGAUGUCAGAAACGCACUAAUUGACAGCGCACCAAAACGUUUCAACAACAUAUACAAUAAGACUGCAGAACUGUGGCAGAAAGAAACCAACGACACGAUCAAUUCAAAUACGAUCAGUGACACCAUAAGAAACAGCAGAAAUUGGAAAAACCACGAACAGUACUUGCUCGUAUUGAAGAGGGUUUACACAGAUUCGUAUCUUAACGAGACGAAGGAAUGUAUACAAAGUGACACUCACAAAAAGACUGGCAAAAAUAAAAUAAAAAGGCUUUUGAUACGGACACCCCCCUCUAAUCCUUACGGACACCCCCUUCUAUUUUUAAUCCUCAUCAGGUUACACACAUCCUAUAAAUAUAUACUUGUGGGGUGUCCGCAAGGUUAUGAGUAUACUUAAGUGGUGUGUUCUGUUAUUUGCUAUACCAUAUAACGGGAGAGCCAUAAAUCAAAGUGAUGUAAAAUAUAAUGUUCCUUUAAGGUAUUGAGUAAAUCUUAUCAACAUCGCUGUUUAACACAUGCCAGAA
Zychaea mexicana is the source of this 897-nucleotide messenger RNA. RefSeq lists its product as uncharacterized. The coding region runs from base 213 to 770 and encodes 185 amino acids. The transcript has a single exon. NCBI's taxonomy places the organism in Eukaryota, Fungi, Mucoromycota, Mucoromycetes, Mucorales, Lichtheimiaceae. The record is from RefSeq and is a predicted model, not a curated record.